Actinia tenebrosa (Australian red waratah sea anemone) is the source of this 2833-nucleotide messenger RNA. Its product is annotated as proton-coupled zinc antiporter SLC30A5. The record is from RefSeq and is a predicted model, not a curated record. Gene Ontology annotation, biological process: intracellular zinc ion homeostasis; zinc ion import into Golgi lumen. Gene Ontology annotation, cellular component: Golgi apparatus; cytoplasmic vesicle; membrane. Lineage: Eukaryota; Metazoa; Cnidaria; Anthozoa; Actiniaria; Actiniidae. Gene Ontology annotation, molecular function: zinc ion transmembrane transporter activity.
GCGCCAGCUCAUCAUUCGAAAAGAAACGAGAAAAAAUGGAUGAACUGGAAUCAUACAGCGAUAAUCUGUUUAAUAAAAGACAACUGGGUCCGAUCGGCUCUACAGCGACUACUCCAUAUAUUGUCGCUCUUAUUGUUGCCAAAUUUCUUCACUCCUAUGGUGUGUUUGUCGCGUUCGAACAGCUCAAGAUAUUCCACAUUACACAGUUUUUAUUUAUUGUUAGAUUAUGUUCAUCCAUCAUCCUAGUACUACUGCAAAAACCAAUAUCUUCAGGGAAGAAAAUUACACUCAAUCAGUGGUACAGAAUAGCCAGACAUGCAGUGUUUUCUACAAUUAUUGCCCUUAUAUGGCUUCAAGGGCUAUCACAGUGUGGUGCAUUGAGAACUAUUCUACUGUUUGAACAUGGUGAACUAGUAGUACUUGGUGCACUUGGAGUACUCUUUCAUACCAGUGUAGGAGGCCACUCAAAGUUCAGAGGAGCCAUUCUUUUUCUUCUUGGCAUACUUUCUCUGCUGCUGUUUGAUAAUGAUACUCCACACAGCCAUGGACCUAACCACAAUGAAACAACCCAUGGCAGUAGAUUGAUGCACUGGUAUUCACAUUUCUUGUCAAUGUUGGGAUUACCAGACCAUCAGGGGGCACUGCUUCUACUUAUCCUGGGUUUGCUAUGUAAUGUUGCACACGGGAACUUUUCCAGAAAAUUAGCUGUUGAAAUUGGAGGUGGAAAGCGACUGGCAGCCCUGUCUACGAGUAUAGCCACAAUAUUGUUGCUUCCUGCAGCAGGCAUUACCCACUUCACUCAGGAAACCUCAAUUGAUUGGAUCAAGUCCAUUCUACCAAUGAGUUUAAUCGUCCUAUUUGUCUUUGUCAUUGACUUCUACGUAGAAUCAUUCUGUUUUUCAAAGCUUGAAGCUCACAUGACCACUAAGAUCGGUUCGACAGCUUCAUUCUUGUCAGCUGUUGUCUUUGCUAUCUUGUGGGACCAACCAUGGGCAUGGACCAUCCAUGAAUGGCAUCAUGGAAACACAGCUGGAGUAAAGCACUUGUUAUCAGGGGGAACCAUGUUCAGUGCUGUAUUCUUCAUCUUGGCCACUCGUCUUUUAUCUCGUCCAUCACCUCGUCCAGCUAAAGGCAAUCUUAUUGGCUACACCACAGGAGGCUUGCCAAUCUACAAUUUCCACACUCCACAGACUGUUCUGUCAAUAUGCAGGACGUUUCUUAGACAAACACUUGAAGAAUCUGAAUCAAGACAAAUAUUCUACUUCCUCUGCUUGAACCUGUUUUUUACAGGAGUGGAGUUGCUAUAUGGGAUGUGGACAAACAGCCUUGGCCUGAUCUCGGAUGGUUUUCAUAUGUUGUUUGACUGUACUGCCCUUGUUCUUGGUCUCUGUGCUGCCCUCAUGUCACGAUGGAAAGGAACUAGAAAGUUUACAUACGGGUUCAGUAGAGUGGAAAUCUUGUCUGGUUUUGUUAAUGGUUUAUUCCUGGUUGUCAUUGCUUUUUUCGUAUUCUUAACUGCAAUACAAAGGCUGUUUGAUCCUCCUAAAGUUAGCACAGAACGCUUAUUGGCUGUGUCUGUCAUAGGUCUGCUUGUCAAUUUAGUGGGAAUCACUGCUUUUCGUCAUGCCCAUGCGCAUUCGCACGGCGGGUCAUCUCAUGGACAUAGUCAUGAUCAUGGCCACAGCCACAGCCACAUUCAUGAACACCCCUCGUCCCACCCUGAUAGGAGCGUCAAUAUGCAAGGUGUGUUUCUUCACGUAGUGGCCGACACCCUUGGUAGCGUAGGUGUCAUCGUCUCAUCUAUUUUGAUUGAGCGCUUUGGACUGUAUAUAGCAGACCCUAUCUGCUCACUCUUCAUUGCAACCAUGAUCUUUCUUAGCGUUAUACCAUUACUUAAAGAAUCAUCCGUGGUUCUCUUACAAAGAACUCCUGAAACUCUGGAUAAAGCACUUAGCAACGUUCUAAAUAAGGUCUUGUCUAUCGAUGGUGUGCUCUCUUAUCGAGAUCAUCAUUUCUGGCAACAUUCAGAGAAAACAAUGGUGGGAACCAUACAUGUGCAGGUGGCACCGUCUGCUAAUGAACAGAAAAUCAUACAACAGGUAACUUCAGUAAUGAAAGAGUAUGGGGUCAAUGACGUAUCAAUACAAGUUGAGAAGGAAGCCUUCUUUCACCACAUGUCUGCCCUGUCUGCUGGCUACAAGUCUGUGCUGGCUUUGAAACAAGGCUCAGAAAUUGGAAAUCCGCCAUCUGACACCGAUUUAGGUUUCAUUAAGUCUAUUUAAAUCAAAUUUGUUUCUUUUAAUGUAAACAAUUAAUUUGUAAAUAACAUUGAUGUAGAUAUAACUAGAUGUAAUACCUACUGCGUCUUCACUUGUCUGGGAUGUAGAAUCUCUCACACAAUCUCUUGCUAGACAUGCUACAUCCAUGUUUUCUCUUCUGGCUGUAAGUUCAUUGCCAGUAUGAGAGCAUAGCAAUGUGUAUCUGCAUGAUGUUAGCUCAAUUGCUGGUUUUCAGUCACUCCCAAGAGAAUGAAAUAACAAGACAUGGCGGCCAUGUUGGAUGAUAAAAUAAAAGAGACUAAUGACGUGGCGGCUUUGAAAACCAUAAAUAGACCAUUUUUGAAUUCAUGGAACAACAUUGCUGUGUACGUUCCUUUAUUACAGACUCAUUUUCUCAGGGUUAGCCUUAUUCCAAUGUGAGAAUAUUGUACCUUCACUGGAACAUAUGAAUAUUCUAAAAACUAUUGAUGGUUUUCAACCAUUCCCAAAUGAGUUAAAUAACAAAAGACACGGUGGCCAUGCUGGAGGAUAUAAUUCUUUUGUUAAGUUCCUGA